AUGAGUGAAAAAUACUCUAAGGAAGAGCUAGAUAAUUAUUAUGAGAUAUACUAUGAAGAAUGGAAAUAGUUAGAACCCAUCAGUAACGGAACAAGUUUUGCUUUAUUGAACUUGAUAGGAGUUUAAAUAGAAAAUAUUGAGCUAUUUUUAAGAAAAUGCAAUAGCUUCAUGGAUCCAUCAGGAGCAAGAAGACUUGAUAAUAUAUUAAAUAUGUUUGAGUUUAUAAAUAGUGGAUAAGACUAAUUAACUAUAAGAUUUCCUAUCAUAACAAUUGAUUAAAUUAUAAUUGAAUCAGAUACUCAUAUGCAAUAUAUUAAAACAGAUAAGAUACCUGAAGAUCUUAGAGAAGUAUUUAAAUAUCAAUGUGUGAUUUAAUAAUUUUCAAUAGAUAUUAGAGAAAUUGAAAAGGUUAUUAAAUUAAGAGGAAACGAGCUUGUUAGAAUAUACAAAGAGCUUUUUGAAGAAAGUAUUUACAUCGAAAAUACAGUCAUGAAUGAAGUGUUUUUAGAAAAAUAUUAUCCUGAAACAUUUUUUAAGCUUAAAGGUCUAAACAUCAAUCAUAAUUGUUGA
Molecule: messenger RNA, 570 nt
Organism: Tetrahymena thermophila SB210
Lineage: Eukaryota; Ciliophora; Oligohymenophorea; Hymenostomatida; Tetrahymenidae
Exons: 2
Source: RefSeq, a predicted model, not a curated record